Molecule: messenger RNA, 1455 nt
Organism: Capronia coronata CBS 617.96
Lineage: Eukaryota; Fungi; Ascomycota; Eurotiomycetes; Chaetothyriales; Herpotrichiellaceae
Exons: 2
Coding region: 1-1455 (484 amino acids)
Source: RefSeq, a predicted model, not a curated record
AUGUCUAACAAUGCUGCAAGCCUCGACGACGAUGACUAUGUCGCGAGACUGCUCGCCGAAGAUGCUCGCAAGAGUUCCCUCCGGUACGCGGCGCAGGGCACGUAUGCUUUGACGGGCCAACGGCCGGCCAAUGCAGCUCCGAAACCGAACACGCGCUUCCUCAAAACUCUGGUACGCGAAGCCGACAACCACAAUGCGGCUCUGAAGAAAAAGGAAGAACUCGAGGCAAGGAUACGUCUGAGGAGACUCAGGGACGCCGAUGGAUCGAGCGUAUCUGCAGGCGAUACUGCCCGCCGAACGACACCGCGGCGGCAGCACCAUCGAGAAAGGGAGGAUGGCACAGAGAACGCACGAGCGAGCGACGAUGGCCAGCACGAGCACCAGAAACGAACACGAACACGGCAUACUCGGUACGAGGAGGAGAGGAGUCACAGGAGGAGCCGGAGUCCCGAGCGCGGAAGCGGUGUGCAUGAACAAUCACGACGGCGGCCCAAGACGAGACACAGCCAUGACUACUCCAGUGAGGACGAUAGGCAUUCCAGGAGAAUAUCCCACCGCCACCGCCACAAGUCAUCAAACAGACUGUCAUCUCGAUCGAGAUCACGGAGCCGGCAGCCACAAAAAGAAAACGAGCAAGCGUCACUGCCAGAUCCGAAAAGAAAGAGCCGGCAUCAUCAUUCCCAUGAGGACUUCGCGGUCGAACCGGCGCAAGCAAACGAUAACAUUGACAAAGAACCCCCACGGUAUCGAAAGAGUCGCCGCCGAAAUCGUCGCAGUCGAAGCGCCUCAUCUGACAAAUCGUCUGCAUCUUCAGAUCCUCUCUCCUCGCUGAUCGGGCCAGAUCCACUCAAUGAUACGACCACGAUCAGAAGAGGUCGCGGAUUCAACCGUGGGCCUCAACCCCACAGAUCAAACAUCGAUGUCCAUUUCUCCGCAGCAUACGACCCUACUCUUGAUGUUGACGAAAAAGAAGAUGACUCUUCUCCUCCUGGAGGCCGAGGCCGAAGCCGCGACCCUGGCGACGACUGGGAAGACGCCCUCGAAGCGCUUCGCGACCGUCGCGCCUGGCGAACCAAGCAGGCCGACCGCAUGCGCGAGGCCGGGUUCGACGAAGACGAAAUCGAGCGGUGGAAAAGCGCAUCCAGCAGACAAACAAUGCGCGACGGCGACGGCGACCCGGACAUACAGCAUGUCAAGUGGCGGAGAAAAGGCGAGCCCAGGGAAUGGGAUGCCGGCAAACUCCAAGAUGAAGACGCCGUCGACAGUCUUGUUCAAGUUGCGAACGAGUCGUCGGAGCCGGACAAGGUUCAGCCUCGCCAGAAAGGCUCUGCUUCAUCCUCAGUUCCUCCUACUACUACCACUAGUAGACGAGGCUCGGUGGGCAGAUCGAUCGAGAAAGCGUGGCGCGGGCCGGAGAAUGGCUUGUUGAAACAAUUCCGCAGCGCUCUUGGAUAG